CCUUUGCAAUGCGUGCGUUGCAAACAAUCCCAAACGUAUAUCGCUGUGCCCCAGCUUUACAAUACACGUGCAGUAGAUCGUACGGUAGGUACCUUCGUCGAGUGCCAAAGAGUAUCCUCACACAAACAGAAGCAGACGAGUUUCAUCGCAAAGGUGUACUGGAGAAAAGGCCAUCUCAAUCGCAAGCAAAAUCUAUUUUGGAUACAGAAUAUGCCCACGAUGAAGCCAUAUCCAGAGUCAAGCAAACCGAUAAACGCAGUCACACACUAGAGAAACAGGGACACGCCACGUCGACUACAGAAAUGAGUAGCAAUAUCUCAUUUAAACCCACAGGAAAAGUAAAAACUGACAGGCCUGAAGUGAAAGAAUACAAUCACAGAAUUAAGAAGGCCAAUGAUUCGCCCCUGGUGUUGUUUGACAGGCUGCAGGACAGCGAUAAACGAUUCAGCAACGCUAUGAUGGAUGUAAAGUCGAGGAAGAAGAGAGAGAGCAUGGGGAAGAUACUGCUAGAGGGUAAGCGACUUAUCCGCGAUGCGAUACUGGCUGGGGCGCAAGCCGACUCUCUGUUCUUCACCAAGCGAGACCUGCUAAGUGACAUUCCGUUAGACAUGGUGGGAGCCUGCAAGCUCUACAAGAUCUCCUAUAAGCAAAUGUGCUUGUGGUCAGAUGUGGAAACUCCAUCCGGAAUAGUUGGUAUUUUCAACAUGCCACGGUAUGGCGAUUUGAAGAUUGAAGGUGACACCAUGCCCUUGACCGUUAUCUGUGACAACAUCCGUGACCCAGGGAAUAUGGGAGUCAUACUACGCACUCUAGCAGCCGUCGGCUGUAAGAAAGUUCUCAUGAUUAAAGGUUGCGUCGACGUGUGGGAACCGAAGGUGAUUCGCGCUGCCGCCGGCGCCCACUUCCGCGUCGGCAUCUACACGAACGUCGUCUGGCCGGCCGUGAAGCACCAGCUGCCAGCACAAGCCUUCGUCUGCCUCGCCGACAGCAGCAGCAAGCUGACGAUCGACAUCGACGUGAGACUCCGUGCCCCGCCCGACGACGACGACGACGACGACGGCUACGAGAUUAGCGUAGACGCGAAAACGGGCGCCGUGACGGAUCCGUCGUACGCGGCAACAGACCUGCGAGCGUGCGAUGUCCGCUGCAUCGCGUACACGCAGCUCUACUACGCGGGCAGGGAACUGGUGCUCGUCGUCGGAGGCGAGACGCAGGGACUGAGCGCGGCGGCGGUGAAGCUCGCGCGCGACUGCGACGGGUUUCGCGUCUACGUUCCGAUGAGCAGAGGCGUCGACAGUCUAAACGCGGCGACGGCCAUGGCUGUUAUCGCCUUCGAAAUGAAGAGGCAGACGAUGGAUUCUAGCGUCGAUGCGGACGAUGCGGAGGAGGAUAGUAAUGUACAUGUUAAUUAAACGUAAUAGAUGCAAGUUCAUCCCAUGUCCAGGUGAAGCUACAGAGUUUGUUUUAUGAUGCUACUAAAAUGAAGGCAAUCUGUGUAUGCGAUGCUGCGAUCGCAGUCUUACACAGUGCUAUUGGUGUUAUCCACUUAUAAUGAAAUAUAAACCAGGGGCCGGUUUCACGAAGCGUGAUUAACUUUAGUUAUAGUUAAAUCAAUAAUCAUGAUUAAGGACUUAAUCACGCUUCAUGAAACCGGCCCUAGGUAUGCUUAAAAUGACUUGUUGUAAUUAGCUUGGUAUAUGUCGUAGCAUUUUUUUACAAGCAUGUGAGAGUAACAGAACCUGAUCCAAAAGAACACAAUGUACAAAGUAAAUUAGUCGCUUCUAUGUCAGUUAUAUAUUUAAUUAGUAAUAAAACCAAAGCUCUACAAAAUCCACAGAUUGUCGUUUAACACAAGAUGGCUCUGCAUCUCAACGUCAUUAUUUCACCACCAUGCUUCGCCGCAUCUUACGAUACAUGUGGCUCCUCUACAAUGUUACAUGCUACCAUCACAGCUGGCGAUUCACAGCCAGCUUGUUGACUACGUACAAGUGAGGACAGGCUCCCAAGCAAACACUUGAUUGCACGCGAGUUCGUAACAAUCCAGUCGCAAGUCCAACUGCACCAGCGUUUCUCUGCCACGUCCAUCGCCUCUCUGGUGCAUGCUUACUUAUUGC
Messenger RNA from Priapulus caudatus, 2114 nucleotides. Its product is annotated as rRNA methyltransferase 3A, mitochondrial-like. Gene Ontology annotation, molecular function: RNA binding; RNA methyltransferase activity. Gene Ontology annotation, biological process: RNA processing. The record is from RefSeq and is a predicted model, not a curated record. The coding region runs from base 9 to 1412 and encodes 467 amino acids. The transcript has 4 exons. NCBI's taxonomy places the organism in Eukaryota, Metazoa, Priapulida, Priapulimorpha, Priapulimorphida, Priapulidae.